UUUUUCUGAAUUUUUGAGAUUCUCUGGUGUUUCGGUUGUUGUCCUAUUGCAUUUGAUCUGGAUCUGGUGAUAGUGGAGUACCUUUUGGAAGUUACUCACAAGCUUCGUCUACUUGCCUUUUUUAGCUUCAGCAUACUCGUUUGAGUAUAGUUGUUGAUCUUGAAGCAAAAUCAACUAUGAAGUAAAGAUUUCUCUCGCUAUUAGUCUAGUUGCAGCCUUGGAUUUUUCUAUUCUGGAAGCGAGGAAACGGAGAAAUGUUCGAAUGCAGUACCGUACCUUUUGUUUUUUUUGUUUUUCGAUUAAUAAAUUGUAGGUGUUGAUUGAUGGUCGUUCUGGAGCCUGCUGGUUGCUGUACCCGGGGAAGAGUUCGUUUUAGAUAAGAGAUUGUUGUUUGAUAUUAUUCUGGAAAAUUUGCAUGGUUAUUUUGUUUCUCCUCGGCGUUAGUUGUUAUGGGAUUUGCUAUGUUCGGCUAUAGAUCGUGAUGUGGUUACUUUACCUUUUGAUUAUAUUGGAGAAAAUUGUUUAUUGAGGGCUCUGCUUCGGUUCUUCAACAAUGGUGCUUGGUUUGAAAGGAAAGCAUAGGAGAGGUGAAAUUGUUCACGCUGAUUAUAGGAUCCAUGUUCAGGAUAUAAAGCCCUGGCCACCCUCACAGUCGCUCACGACCCUGCGUUCUGUGUUUAUUCAAUGGGAAAAUGGCGAUCGCCACUCCGGAUCUACGAAUCUUGUUAUUCCGACCAUUGGAUCUAUAGUUGGCGAGGGAAAAAUUGAAUUCAAUGAAUCUUUUAAGUUAUCUGUCGCUCUGGUACGGGACAUACCUGUUAGAGGCAAGGAUGGUGAUACAUUCCAGAGGAACAUUUUGGAAUUCAACUUGUUUGAGUCUCGCAGAGAAAAGACUGCUAAAGGCCAAUUGUUGGCUAGUGCCACCGUAGAUUUGGCUGAAUUUGGUGUCGUGAGAGAGGUAAUGUCUGUUGCUAUUCCAGUGCAUUGCCAGAGGAACUUCAAGAACACACUUCAGCCAAUGUUGUCAAUUAAAAUUCAGCCAAUUUAUAAAGGACAAACCAACAACUCACUAAAGGAUACCCUAUCCAGGAAGAUGUCAUUGGACAGUUUUGAUGGCGAAUCUGUUUCAGCCUCAGACUAUGGAGAUCCAAACAAGAUUGCAUCCUUCACUGAUGAUGAUGUUUCAUCCCACUCUUCCAUGACUACGUCUUCUGCUUUAGAGCCUGAUGGUUGUGUGCCACCUACUGAAGAGGGUGGCCUAAGUACGUCGAUUCAUGGAACUGAUAAUAGACAGGAGCAUGCCUCCAUUUCAAACUUGGAGCCUGAAAAAUCGAAUAUGACACCAGAGAAUGGAAAACAUGGAGGUUUGAAUUUGAAAUCAUCUUCCUCCUCAUCAAUAGAAUUAUCCUCUGAUCCAGGAAGUCCUGAAAAUUGUGCUUCUAUCUCCAACUCUCGAAAGGUCGGUUCAGUUUCAAUUGAUAAAACUGGUAAAAAAAGUUAUACAGUUUACUAUUCUUCACCUCCAAAACAUGAACAGCAUGAGAGUGAUAUCUACAACCAUGGGAAGGUUGAAGUUGCCGAUCAUUUGGCAAAGGAGAGUAAUGGAAGGAAAUUGAACGGGAGGAAUUAUCAGGAGGCUUCAAAUGUUGAAACAGAAGAGGAUGGAGAUGAUUAUCUCUCGGCUAGACAAGGCGAUACUGUAAAGCAGAUUGCUGUGGGAAGUGAUGCAGUUUCAAGCAUAGUUCAGAAAAAUGACAGAUUAAAGCAUGUUAAGUCAGUUCGAUCACCACAUUCAGAUAACAGCUUAGAAAUUGUCAGAAGAAAUGAAAGAAGGGAUCCUAAACCAUAUACAAAGGAUACAAAGAAUUCCGUUUUGGACAGCAAAGUCCAACAAUUACAGAACAAGAUAAAGAAGCUUGAGGGAGAAUUGAGAGAAGCUGCAGCGAUUGAGGCAGCUCUUUACUCUAUAGUUGCUGAACAUGGAAGUUCCAUGAAUAAGGUCCAUGCUCCAGCACGGCGUCUUUCAAGGCUGUAUCUUCAUUCUUGUAGAGAAAGUUCUCAGUCACGGAAGGCCGAUGCUGCUAGAAGUGUGGUUUCUGGAUUUGUUUUGAUAGCAAAAGCUUGUGGAAAUGAUGUGCCCAGAUUGACUUUCUGGUUAUCAAAUUCAAUAGUCCUGAGAACAAUCGUAAGUCAGGAUGCGGUGAGCCUGAAAACACAAGUUUCGUCUGGAUCUCAUUCAAGCAAAAAUGAUGCUAACUGGGAAAGUAGUAAAGCAGCAUCUACACUAAAAUGGAAAGCGGCGUCUCCAAACAAAAGAGAGAAUGGAAAUGGCAGGCAUGGAAGUUCUGGUGACUGGGAAGAUAUACAUACUUUUACAUCUGCCUUAGAAAAGGUUGAGGCUUGGAUCUUCUCCCGUAUCAUUGAGUCCAUCUGGUGGCAGACAUUGACUCCACAUAUGCAGUCGGCGUCAGCAAACACAAUUAAUCAAGUUUCCAGUCCAUCCUCAGGGAAGAGCUAUAAGAGAAAUUCUAGUUCAGUCAAUCAUGAUCAAGGGAACUUUUCAUUGGACCUUUGGAAGAAAGCUUUCAAGGAUGCCUGUGAAAGAAUUUGCCCCGUUCGAGCUGAAGGACAUGAGUGUGGUUGCUUGCCUCUUCUGUCUAGAUUGAUAAUGGAGCAAUGUGUCGCUAGAUUGGAUACAGCAAUGUUCAAUGCUAUUCUUCGUGAUUCUGCCGACGAAAUACCAACUGAUCCUGUAUCGGACCCUAUUAGCGAGUCUAAAGUUCUCCCGAUUCCAGUUGGAAAAUCGAGUUUCGGGGCUGGUGCACUACUUAAAAAUGCAAUUGGAAACUGGUCGAGAUGGCUGACUGAUCUUUUUGGCUUGGACGACGAUGAUCAAUGUGAUGAAAAUAAUAACGACGAAGGGAAAGAUGCUAGCACCCUCAAGUCCUUCCAUCUUCUGAAUGCGUUAAGUGAUCUCAUGAUGCUUCCUAAGGACAUGCUCCUGAGCCAGUCGGUAAGAAAAGAGGUAUGCCCUUCAUUUAGUGCACCAGUAAUCAAGACCAUUCUUGAACAUUUUGUUCCAGACGAGUUUUGCGAAGACCCGAUCCCUGAUGCUGUUCUUGAAGCUCUUGAUAUCGAGGAGGAUCCAUCUGAAGUCGACGACAACUUCGUCACGAGUCUCCCGCACACAGCAGCCUCUGUAUCCUAUCAUCCACCCUCAGUAGCUUCUGUAGUGACAUUCAUUGGCGAGGUCGGUACGAAGCCCGAGCUAAGAAGAAGCGGGUCUUCAGUGCUCAGAAAAUCUAACACCAGUGAUGACGAGCUAGAUGAGUUGAGCUCACCCUUUGCUUCUAUUCUUGACGCUGCAAUUUCUCCAUCAACACCAGCUAGUAGAACUUCUCCCAAUGCUACCAGGUAUGAUCUUCUUCGAGACGUGUGGGGUGAAUAGCGAGUGAAAAAAAAAAAGAAAAAAAAAAGAAGAAGAAUUCAUUAUGACAAAGUUAGAUAGAAGUUGAUCGAUAAAUGCAACAAAAUGAGGAACUGAGGUGUUCUAAGCAGUGGGUUUGGGGAUUGUAUAUUUAUGUAUAGAGUAAGUGACCCGAGUUUCUUGUAGGAUUGUUCAGCCUGAGAUCCAUUUUUUAUCCCUUUCUUUUUUGCAAUGAACUUGUGAAACUAGAAUUAUUGGUAGCAAGGAGUAGCAAGGAAAAUGCUAAACAAGGGUAAGAUUACAUAUAGCAAAUAGCGUAAUGUAUCUGAAUUGAAUUUGAGCAUAGUUUAA
Messenger RNA from Cucurbita moschata (crookneck pumpkin), 3778 nucleotides. RefSeq lists its product as uncharacterized. NCBI's taxonomy places the organism in Eukaryota, Viridiplantae, Streptophyta, Magnoliopsida, Cucurbitales, Cucurbitaceae. Gene Ontology annotation, cellular component: nuclear pore. The transcript has 9 exons. The coding region runs from base 554 to 3448 and encodes 964 amino acids. The record is from RefSeq and is a predicted model, not a curated record.